This is a messenger RNA of Micromonas commoda, 3930 nucleotides long. Its product is annotated as kinesin-like protein. The record is from RefSeq and is a predicted model, not a curated record. The transcript has a single exon. The coding region runs from base 1 to 3930 and encodes 1309 amino acids. Gene Ontology annotation, biological process: microtubule-based movement; mitotic spindle organization. Gene Ontology annotation, molecular function: microtubule binding; ATP binding; microtubule motor activity. NCBI's taxonomy places the organism in Eukaryota, Viridiplantae, Chlorophyta, Mamiellophyceae, Mamiellales, Mamiellaceae.
AUGCCGACCCGAGGAGCGGGCGCGCGUAAGGUUCGGCCCGAGGGCCAGAACAUGCGCACCGUCGUCCAGCUCCUCACCGCGGGCAACAAGAACCUGCGCCGCGACGUCUCCGUCGCAUCGCGUCACGUGUCCCUCAUCCGCCCCGGAUACACCGAGGCGCAGACGGACGACACGUACGAGGUCGACGACUGCUUCGGCAGCGACCUGGGAAACACGGAGGCGUACAAGCGCGUGCUGCAUCCCGCGGUGAAGCAGGUCAUCGACGGGUUCAACAGCUCGUGCAUCACCAUAGGAUGCUCGGGCAGCGGCAAGACCACGCUGCUGCACGGCCGAACCUCCGGCGACGGCAUCGUCAGGCUCGCCAUCAAAGCCUUGUUCGAGGGCCUCCACAACAAGGCUGCGCAGGUCGGACUCCUAUUGUCCCAGCACAAGGCCCAGGGCGGCGGCGGUCAGUCCAUGGAGUUCGCGGUGGACGCCUCCUUCUGCGAGGUGUACGAGGAGAAGGUGAGGGAUCUCUUCGCGGCGGCGAGGGACGCGGAAGCCGCGGGGGGUAAGGAUUCGGUCAAGACGGAAUACCUCGAGGUUGAGGAGACCGCGGACGACGGGUGGCACGUCGCGGGGCUCUCGCAUAGGUCCGCACCGGACGCGGCGUCGCUGCAGACCGCCUACGCGGGCGCGCUCAACCACAGGGUCACCGGUCUCUCGGAAUACGGCCACAGCAAGCACGACCGCGCCGCGUCGGUGCUGACGCUCAAGGUGAGCCAAUACAUCCCCGGCUUGCCCAACGCCACCGGGGAGAUCGCCCCCGCGCAGCACAUCGUCUCCACCAUCGUCAUCGCGGACAACCCCGGCGCGGAACCCCUCGCGAUGGACCCCGCGGUGCUCCGGCUGCGCGAGGGGGCGCGUCUGAACAAGGCCAUCACCGCGCUCGCCGGGGUGGUCCGGGCGUUGGCCACGCAGCGACGGGAAUUCGCCGGCCACGGGGACUCGGUGCUCACGAAGAUCCUCUCCGAACCCCUCGGAGGGAACUGCGCGACGACGAUACUCGGCACGCUGAAGCUCGGGGAGUGGGAGCGGAGCAGCGCGGUGAUGGAUUUGGUGGGCCACGCCAGGCGCGCGCCGUGUUUUCCCGUGGUUCAGGACGACGCGGCUCGCGGGCUCCAGCAGAGGCUCCGUUCGCGUCUGCUGCAGAUCAACGACGCGAGGGAGACGUACAGGGACCAGAUUCAGAGCACGGGAGCGGACGGGAUCGACCCGAACAACAUCGGGCUUCAGAUGGCCAAGCUGCACGAGCUCGAAGGUCAGCUGCUCAACGAGCGCGGCGACAAGGCGGAGCUCCUCGCGGAGAAGGAGGCGUUGAUCGAGCGCCUCCAACGGCUCAACGGCAUGGACAAGGCGAACCUCGCGGAGAAGGAGGAGCUCCAAAAGGCGCUCAUCGCGUCCGAGGAGGAUCGCCUCGAGAUUGCCCGCGCGUUGGUCGAGGCGCAGCUCGAGGCUAACGAGGCGGCGCUGCAGGCGGAGAAGACGCGACACGAGCUCGUCGAGCGCGUGCACGAGCUCGAAGCCAGGGCCAUCGCCAGCGAGGUUCGCGUCAAGGGCGCGGAGCAGAGCUACGGCGAGCUCCAGAACAAGGCGGGGUCGCUGAACGUGGAGAACCAGCGCAUCAAGGAGGAGUUGGACCAGACGAGGCAGGAACUUGAGAAGGAGCUAAAGGAGAUUCGCACCGAACACGCCGAGGUGAGCGGCGAGGUGAGCUCGCUCAAGGCUGCCAACGAGGAUCUCUCCGCGGAGCUCGAGGACUUCCGCCGCAAGAUUAACGUCGAGCGAAGGCGCGCCGAGGAUGCGGAGUCCGAGCGCGACGAGUUUCGCGCCAACCAGGAGAUGUACCAGUCCAACAUGCAGAAGAAGGUUGAAGCCGCCGAGCGGAUGGCGGAGGAGGCGGUCAAGGUUGCCGAGGAGACCAAAAACAGGCUCGUUCAGGCGGCCAAGGCUGAGCGCGACGAGGCCGUCGCCGCCGCCAGGGCUUCCAAGGACAAGGCCGUCCAAGCCGCCCAGGAGGAACGCGACGAGGAGGUGGCCAAGGCUCGAUCCGCGCGCGACCGAGCCAUCGACGAGAUGCGAAUGGAAAAAGAGAAAGCCGUCUUUGAGGCCCGGAAGGAGAAGGAUGAGGCUGUCGCCCUCGCGAACGCCGAGAAGGCGGAGAGGACCGCGUACCUCGAGAACGACAGGGACACCCGCGUCGCCAAAGCUGAGAAGGAUAAGGACGAGGCCAUCGCCAAGGCUCUUCGAGAGCGCGACGAAGCCGUGACCGAGGCUAAGCGCCGUUCCUCUGAGGCCAUCGCCGCCGCGCAGGAGGACAAGGACGCCGCCAUCGCCGAGGCGCACAGGCUCCGCGAUCUCGCGCAGGAGAGGCUCAAGUUCGAGACGGAGCGCCUUGGCAGCAUCGCGAACGAGGCGAACGGGUCCAUCCAGGGCGUCACGCGCGCCAUGGAGGAGGCGAGGAGCGCGGAGCGAAUGGCUCGUCGCGAGGCGGACCGAGCCGUCGGCGAGAUGACGCAGCUGCGGGAAAAGUUGGAAAACGUCCGAGCCGAGUUUUCGCAGCGGCUCAAGGAGUACAUGCUGCAGGUGGGAGACCUGGAGAGGGGCGCGCAGGUGCUCGCGACGGACCCCAACGCCGAUCACGUCCUCAGGCCGUCGCAGCUGUACGAGGCGGCGCAGACGCUCGCGCUGGACCUUCACAGGGCCUCCGCGGAUCAGGUCACCGAGUACCGCCGCGUCACCGAGGAUUUGCAGCAGAGGCUCACCCGGGCGCAGCGCGACGUGCGCGCGCUCCACGCGGGCUACCGCACCCUCCGCCACCGUUUCGAGGACGUCGCGCCGGAGACUGUGGACGAGAAGGGCAAAGCCGCGGUGCCCCACGAGGACGACUUGGUGGGGACUCCCCCGACCCCGGCGGAGGCGAGGGAGAUGGACGCGAGGGGACUGGCGCAGAAGCUCGCGGACCUGCGGGACGAGAACGCCGCGCUCCAGAAGGAACUCCGCAUGGCCGCGCUGGACGGGCGCGGGCCUCUCGCGCCGCACAACGUGCGCGCCGCGAAGGAGGCGGCUGCGAGGGGCGGCGGGUCCCGGCCGGGCACCGGCGAGGAUGGGGAGAUCGCCUACUACAACGACGGCAACAAGCAGGACCGCGACGGCGGCUUUGGACAGGUUGGCAAGGGCGAGAUCGUGGUAAAAAAGAACGCGCCGGACGAUUCGUUCGGCGGGGCGAUGGCCGGCGCGGGCGAGAACGCGCGGCUGCGCGCCGAGAAUGCGCGCCUGCAGAAGACCAUCGACGAGCUCAAGCACCGACGCCCGAGCACCACCGAGGAGGAUAUGCGAGCCGAGGUUUCCAAGCUCAGGAUCCAGCUUCACGCGCUGUCCAACCAGGACAACACCCGCGCGAAGCUCACGCAGGAGAUCUCCGUGCUCAAGAUUCAGCUCCAGGAGCGCACGCAGGAGCUCAAGGAGCACAAGAACCACUCGCAGCGAGAGGCUUUCAAGCAGCAAAAGGCGGCGAUCAAGGAGUUCACGGACCGGGUCCAGUCGGAGCUGGAGAAGGAGAACCGCGCGCUUCAGACCCGGGCCGCCAUGGCCGAGGAACAGAUCAAGGAGAUCAACGCGUACAUGGCGCAGUCCACGCUGGCGUACCAGAAGGAGAUCAUGCGCCUGAGGACCAUCAUCCAGGCCACCGCUCCGGAGCGACUUCGGUCGCCGGUCAACCCGGGUCUCAUGGGAUCGAAGACGCAGGACCGGUCGGGCGCGGGUGGCGCGCAGCCGCACCAGCGGGAAGGAAGGGGAGACAAGGGCGGAGGAGUGAGGGCGUCGGGCGGGUGGGAUCGGUCGACGAAACCCUCCGAGCCGCUGAGACCGAGGAGCAACAACGGCGCCUAG